GAGUGCAGCUCCGGUAUAUAUACUGGACAGCUGGUUCGGCAGACUCACUCUGCUCUAACCGUCCAUCUCCUGCACAACAUGAAGGUUCUUGUCCUCCUGAGUACGCUUGUAUUGUCGGUCGUCGCUGAAGCACCGAUCGACCGGUCGUACCUGCCUCCAAGUUCUGAGUAUGGACCGCCCUCGGCCUCCUCUCUCAGUUCUCAGUACGGCGCCCCAGCAGCCAACGGCCUCAGAACUCAGUACGGUGCUCCUUCAGCCAAUGGCCUCAGCACUCAAUACGGAACUCCUGCGCUGACAGGCGCUGCUUUUGGUCGCUCAGGCGCUUCCAGCCAGGGUCCAGCAGCUCGCGUCUCCUCCAGCUUCGGAAGCGCCACCUCCAGGAGGUUUGGAACAGGCAGGAGGAUCGGCGGUGGUCUCUCCACUCGCUACGGCGCUCCUUCGGCGGUUGGUCGCGCCACUGGCUUUGGAGGACUCAGUCUGUCCACACAGUACGGCGCCCCGUCCUACACUGGUGACGCGCUCUCCACUCAGUACGGUGCGCCCUCUGGUAACGCUGGUGGCCUUUCUCCUGUGUACGGAGUACCCGGAUAUGGCUACGGUCGCGCUGGAGCCCAGGAGGAUCCACUUGCUGAGCCAGCCAACUACGAGUUCAGCUACUCGGUGCAGGACGGCGAGACGCUGAGUGACUUUGGACAAGAGGAGUCCAGGCAAGGGGAGAGCGCCCAGGGCCAGUACCGCGUGCUGCUGCCCGACGGCCGCAAGCAGAUCGUCUCCUACCAGGCGGACGAGGGCGGCUACAGGCCCACCAUAGAGUACCAGGACACCGGACUCACCGCCUACUCCGCCGGCGGAAACGGCUACGGCAGGGGGCGCGCUGGGGCUGGAGCUGGAGCUGGAAAUGGAGGAUACCACUACUGAGGAGACUUUUACACUGUACAACCUCGAGGAAUCGAAUGUUCUAUGAGUAGCUACUAUAUUUUGUAUAUGCUACAGUACGUAUCUCUGUGGGUAAAGUCUAUAAUUUUUUAUAUAUCUGAAGAAAUAUCAGUGUGAGAGUGAUGUAAAUACGUAUAUAUUUUUGUACAUAGUGACUUGAAUAAACAGGAAAUCAAUUAUACA
Molecule: messenger RNA, 1119 nt
Organism: Schistocerca cancellata (South American locust)
Lineage: Eukaryota; Metazoa; Arthropoda; Insecta; Orthoptera; Acrididae
Product: pro-resilin-like
Exons: 3
Coding region: 79-918 (279 amino acids)
Cellular component (GO): extracellular matrix
Source: RefSeq, a predicted model, not a curated record